Messenger RNA from Hydra vulgaris (swiftwater hydra), 2049 nucleotides. Lineage: Eukaryota; Metazoa; Cnidaria; Hydrozoa; Anthoathecata; Hydridae. The record is from RefSeq and is a predicted model, not a curated record.
CAACUGGCAUUUUUUAAUGCCAAAUUUAGUAAAAUUGGCAUUAUUUUGGCAUUUUGGCAUUUUUUUGGCAUUUUUAAAAAAACUGUUGAAUUGAUUUUUUUUUCAGUUGGUUUGUAUUUAAUUUGUAUUAAAACAUUAAGCACAAUGACGAGGAUAAAUUCAAGAAAGUACCUUGAAAAAUGGGAAGCGGAUUAUCCUUGGCUUAAAAAAAGCUCUGAUGGUACUAAAUCAGCAUUCUGUACCCUUUGUCGUGUGACUAUACAACCACGGAAAUCGUCUGUAGAACAGCACAGUGGUACUUUUAGACAUGCUACAAGAGAAAAGCAUCUUAACACAAAAAGCCAGAUUACGUUUCCUUUAGUAUCAAAGAAAGCAGACUGUGAAGCAGAUAUUUCAACGAUAAAUCACCUUGGAGAAAUCAUUUCUCUUUAUGGAAAAAAUAGUCCCCUUGAAAACCUUCGUCUGCAUCGAACCAAAUGUACCCAAAUUAUUAAAAAUGUAAUUUCUUCAUCAAUCGAAUCAGAAAUUUCUGAAUCAAUGGCAGAUAAACCUUUUUCCAUCCUGAUUGAUGAAUCAACUGAUGUUUCUUUGACAAAACAUCUUUGCAUUUGUGCUCGAUACUAUUCAGAUGAACAGAAAUCAGUUAUCGAUGACUUUCUUGGUUUAGCUGCUGAUAUCAACCACUGGUGCAGAUCUUUUUGCUGUUUUGGAAACAAAGUUGACGUCUGAACCUCAUUAUUCAACAUUCCUUUGAAUUAAUGCCAUCAAGUGUUGGCUUUCUGCUCAGUGAAAUUCCUUCAUUUUUUUCAAAAAGUUCUUUUUCAGACAAUGGAUCCAAGCAAUGAAAUGAUGGGAACUCCAUCACCAUUUCAAAAGUAUUCAGCUACUCGAUGGCUCGUCAGAGGGAAAUGUCUUUACAAUUUGAUGGUGAAUUGGUACGAAUAAAAAGCCUAUUUCUUAUGUGCUGAAGCUCAAGCUCCUGCUUGCAUUAGGUAUAGAGUUACAACAAUUAACAACAUGUUCAAAGAUGAAACUCUCUAUUUUUAUGUCGUCUUUUUGACACCAAUUGUUCAAGAAUUUGAGCGUUUGAAUGCUCUUUUUUAAAGCACUAAUGUGGAUCCUGAGAAGCUAGUUUCAGAGCUAAACCUACACUGCAAAAGUCUACAAUAGCGUGUUCUUGACAACCAAGGAGUUCAACUGCCUCUAAAACGUGUUGACUUUGGGGCAAAGUUUUUAUCAGAUUGCCAAAAAUAUAUUGAUACUUAUCCUCAAACCCAAAAAGAAAUAGCCAGAAAAAACAUUGAAAGUGUUCUAACAGAUUGUCUUCAAUUUCUUUUGCGUCUUUUGAAAGAGCUUUAUCAACGUCUACCUGAAAACAAAGAAAUUUUUCAAGGUCUAUCUUAUCUCUCACCAUCAAAGGUUCUGCAUCAAAGUUCUAAAAUGCCAUUCACUCAUCUGCCUUUAAGGCAUAUUAUGAAGGAUUAAGCGCAAAACAUUGAAGAUCAGUACAGAAAAGUAAGUUUGGUUGACUGGUCUUCUACGGAGCUGUUUGAAAAUUCUUGUAUACCAAAAGAUACAACUGAGUUCUGGACUGCAGUUCGCCACUACAAAAAAACAUCAGGAGAUGCAGCAUUUAAGGAACUAGCAGACUAUUGCCUAACUUGUCUUGUUCUCCCUAUAUCAAACGCUUUUGUGGAACGUAUUUUUUCUCAGGUCACCUUUGUUAAAAACAGACCAAGAAACAGAAUGUCAGACAAAUUGCUCAGCAGUGUAGUGCGAGUAAAAGCCUACCUUGCUAGCCGCAACAAAUGUUGUAAAGGCUUUAAAAUCAGUGACAAAAUGUUAACUAAAUUGGGAGUGGACAUGUAUUCUGACGAUGAUGAAUUAGUCGAAGAUGAUCUCACUCUAAUUGAUGAUUUAAACUAAAGGAAGUUUGAUAUUGAGACAUUUUUUAUAAUUCUUUUAACAGAAUUUGAAAUUUUCUUUAACUCAUAUUUUUUAACUUUAGAUUUAUAUUUAUUUGAAAGUUGAGUGAACAUACUUAUCUAU